Messenger RNA from Trichosporon asahii var. asahii CBS 2479, 1959 nucleotides. RefSeq lists its product as uncharacterized. The record is from RefSeq and is a predicted model, not a curated record. Bases 1 to 1959 code for a protein of 652 amino acids. The transcript has a single exon. Lineage: Eukaryota; Fungi; Basidiomycota; Tremellomycetes; Trichosporonales; Trichosporonaceae.
AUGUACGACGGCAACAGACGCCGAUGGCAGUUCAAUAACAACAGGAAGACGGCGAUUGACACCCUCGUGUCCAACUGCCUCUUCCUGCGACGCGCGGACAAGUCACCGCUGCGGGACGCCGGCGCCCUCACUUGGAACACGGCAGUGAUCAACGGUCGGAAGCGCAGUUACCAGCGUGAAGCAUCCCUAUCGGACGAGAACAGACCCCACGUCUCGUGGGGAUGGGUGGAGUAUGCCCGCCCACGGCGCGCCGGCAAGUUCAUCGGUCUCUCACACGCUGCAGACGGUCGCAGCGCAGCCACCGUCACAGCGUUGCGAUAUCCGGACGCUAGUGCAAGAGACGGCACAGUCCAGGUGUCGCGGUACGAGGUGCAUAUUGCAUUGAAUUCGUUAAAAGAGUAUUAUACCUGGCUCCUCAACUACGAGUACCUGCUUCAAACGAGGACCGAAGUGAGGGACACGCGCCGCACCGCCGAAGUCCGGGAGAGGGUGAUCGAGAUACAAAAACAGGUCGAGAAGAUGGCGGGUAAGUCCCAUCCCCCAGCUGAACUGACCGUAGCCGCUAUAUGCGCCUUUCUGGCACUCAUCACGGACUGGGAGGAGCGAUGGAAGGUUUCGAAGGACAAUCCCGAGCCGCCCAUAUGGACGUCAUGGGAGGGCCGAGUGAUCCCCGACAUCAGUCAGUCGGACGAGAAGUUUGCCGCCCGGCUCGACGACCUCAUCGAGCACACCAAGGUUACGCGGAGAGCCGCUCACACGCCGUUAGCCGGGCCAAGCAAGACGCGCCUUGGCAAGACAUCCAGUGAAAAGGAGAAGGCGGAUCUGGACCCGGCGCCAGAGCCAUUGAGUGACUACGCCCUGCGACUCGUCCACCACAUUGUUCAUGAGGGUAUGCCCCCGCUUCCAGCCCCGCUCAUCGUCUGGCCGUACUACCGCGAGUUCUAUGAGGGCAUAGUCACAACAGAAUGGUUGGAGGAUAUCGAAUCUAUGGUUUGGGGGGCGGACCAGGUGAAGACACUCGAUCUCGGUCACGCAGAGGUGAAGCAGUGCGGAUGGGGCCGACUGCUGCGCUACGGCCGACACCUCUUCGGCGGUCGGUGUGAUGUGGUAAAAGUACGCUUUGGCCCUGGCCUGAGUCCUGGGGCUGUAGAAGGGGACGGGGAAGGCCGGAAGGACGUGCCAAGCGCUGAAAGCGUCGGAGGUAUCACCCUUGAGCUCUCGCAAGUGAUAAACGUCUUCACGUCCCUCGAGCGCACUGUUGACGACACACAUCGUUGUGCCCAGAUUCAAGCAUAUGCCGACGCUCAUCCCGGCGUCCUCGACAUGGCACAUCUGACCGAGCUUGCCGAAGCGCACAAUGCACGUGCUCGCGGUUAUCUUCGCGCACUGUACUACACGCUCCGCUACAUCCACAUCCACAAAGACGACCUGCCCUCGCUUCCUCCCUGGGAGCCAUGGAUGGGAAAAGGCGACGAUGUGCUGAACGACCGGCACGCCGACCCGAAAUGCUUCUCGGACCUAAUCACCGACGGCCGGCUAAGCGAGUACGGGUUCCACCUUGCCCAGCGUGCCAUCGACAAGGGAUGGCCGAGGCAGCCUGACGCCCUCAUCCAUGCGGCAAACAAAGCUGCAUCGUGGAGCGCAGCACAGGCCCGAGCCAAGCGGUGCCGACACUGCAAGCACCAGAGGCAUACCGUCAGCUCAGGCGGAGACUUGAGUCGGGCUGGACCAAGCUCUGGUGUAGGGUACACACCGACACAGACUGCGUACCACGACAUGACGUGGAGCAUCGAUGUGUACCCCAGCUGCAGUCACUCCGCAACCGAGAGAGGAGAAAGCAGCUCGGGCGGCGGAGGCGGGGGCGGCGGAGGCAGCAGUGGUGGCGGAGACAGCGGGUUCAGCGGCGGCGGCGGCGGUAGUAGCUCCUUCGACAGCGGCGGGUUCAGCUCGAGUUUCUGA